CUUGCCAAGAUGUCCGCCGCCAUCGCUGCGCUUGCUUCGUAUGGAGGCUCCGACUCCGAUUCAGACUCCGGCUCCGAGGCCGAGGGUGGGCCCGGAAGGUCGGCUCAGGUCGCUGCCGGGGACGCGGUGCUGCACCUGGCCUCGCUUCCUUCUGCCCAGCAGGCGCUCCUGCCCGCGGUAGACUCGGCCCCUGCGGUGGCCGUAAAAGAAGAUGUGGAAACAGGAGUACAUCUUGAUCCAUCUACCAAGGAAGUUCAGUAUAACCCAACGUUUGAUACCAUGUUUGCGCCUGAGUUUGGGCCAGUGAAUCCAUUUAGGACACAGCAGAUGGCUGCACCUAGGAAUAUGCUUUCUGGAUAUACAGAACCAGCACACAUUAAUGAUUUCAUGUUUGAACAACAAAGAAGAACAUUUGCAACCUAUGGAUAUGCUUUGGAUCCCUCAGUAGAUAAUUAUGAGGUUUCUACUAAAUAUAUUGGGUCUGUUGAGGAAGCUGAAAAAAAUCAAGGUCUAACAGUGUUUGAAACAGGACAAAAGAAAACAGAAAAAAGGAAGAAAUUCAAAGAGAAUGAUGCAUCAAAUAUUGACGGUUUCUUGGGACCAUGGGCAAAGUACGUUGAUGAAAAGGAUGUUGCCAAACCUUCAGAAGAAGAGCAGAGGGAACUAGAUGAAAUAACAGCAAAGAGGCAGAAGAAAGGCAAGCAUGAAGAUGAUAAACCUGGAGAAGAAAAGACUAUUUUACAUGUCAAAGAGAUGUAUGACUACCAAGGGAGAUCCUACCUUCAUGUCCCUCAGGAUGUUGGUGUUAAUCUGCGUUCAGCUGUGCCCCCUGAGAAAUGUUACCUUCCCAAAAAACAGAUCCAUGUAUGGUCUGGGCAUACAAAGGGUGUCAGUGCUGUCAGGUUGUUUCCUCUUUCUGGCCACCUGUUGCUGUCUUGUUCAAUGGACUGCAAAAUUAAGCUCUGGGAAGUAUAUGGUGAGCGAAGAUGCUUACGAACUUUCAUAGGGCACAGUAAAGCUGUUCGAGAUAUAUGUUUCAACAAUGCUGGGAGCCAGUUUCUCAGUGCUGCAUAUGACCGGUAUCUUAAACUCUGGGAUACUGAAACAGGACAGUGUAUUUCAAGGUUCACCAACAGGAAGGUUCCUUACUGUGUCAAGUUCAAUCCCGAUGAAGACAAACAAAACCUUUUUGUGGCGGGAAUGUCAGAUAAGAAAAUUGUUCAAUGGGAUAUUCGGAGCGGAGAAAUUGUACAGGAAUAUGAUAGGCAUUUGGGUGCUGUCAACACCAUUGUGUUUGUGGAUGAGAACAGACGAUUUGUCAGUACAUCUGAUGACAAGAGUUUAAGAGUCUGGGAAUGGGACAUUCCAGUAGAUUUCAAGUACAUAGCAGAACCAAGUAUGCACUCAAUGCCUGCAGUGACUUUGUCUCCAAAUGGAAAAUGGCUGGCUUGCCAAUCAAUGGACAAUCAGAUUUUGAUUUUUGGAGCUCAGAACAGGUUCAGGCUCAAUAAAAAGAAAAUUUUCAAGGGCCAUAUGGUGGCAGGCUAUGCUUGUCAAGUUGAUUUUUCACCUGACAUGAGCUAUGUGAUAUCAGGUGAUGCAGAUGGAAAACUGAAUAUCUGGGACUGGAAGACGACAAAACUCUAUAGUAGGUUAAAAGCCCAUGACAAAGUUUGCAUUGGUGCAGUGUGGCACCCGCACGAAACCUCCAAAGUGAUCACAUGUGGGUGGGAUGGCCUCAUUAAGCUAUGGGACUGAACAUUUCGGUGUAUAUAUCCUAAUCUCAAUCAGUUGGAGAUGUCUGAAGUUUCAGAAGGCAUACUUUGCAAUGGAAGUGGCCUGGAGACUGCAACAUUAAGAUGGUUUUUUCAGAUGCUCGAGUACUAAAUUGUGCGCAUACCAUCUUGAAAAUGGACCAAGGAAGACUUGGUCAUAAAGGUUUCCCUUGUAAAACCUGAAAAUGGCCACAUGAAAUGGACUGAAUAGAAGUUUUCAGUUAUUUUUUUAGCUAUUUAAAACAGAAUUAAACUGGUAUAUUUCUCUUGGAUUGUGUUUGAAGAAGCUGAAAUAAAAACAUGGGGGCUUUGCCCUGUUCUGUAAGUGCACAAUACGUAAGAGAAGAGCUUUUCUUAUCAGUGUUACAUACUAGUAAUGUAACUAUUUAAAGAUACUAUUUGGCAGUAUUCUCCAACUUCCAAGUACAUAAGAUGUUGUGGAAAUUAUUUUACACAUAAUAGAAUUUUUUUACUCAAAAUUGCUGUAUUUAUAGAAAUUAUUAGUUACAUUCAAAUACACACAGAAACAUAAACUUUGUGCAGCUUCAUGUCCACAGUUCAGUUUCCUGCCGGUGAAAAAAUUUCCCCCUAAAUCCAGCAGUCCUGCUUCAAAGGGUGGAGGGAAGGUCCUUGUCCAUUGAAUCAUAAGUACAGCCCUUCCCCUAACCUUCCUUUCUUGGGGAAUGGAGAACUCUGCCUAGGACACACUUUCCUACUGUUCUGAUACACAAGAUUACUAUUGUGUGUACAGGUGUAUUGGGGUUGAUACAGGGUUACAGUUCUUUUUCCACUGUUUGCUUCUUAUGAUAAAGAAAUCCAAAGAACAUUUUAUGUUUAACUCUCCUAAAUAAUUUUUCACAUAUUGUUUCAUUGUAAACACACACCCAUUCAACCAGUAACGUCUGUGUAGAAGCAAAUGUUAGUGAAUUACAGCUUUUUAUAAAUGUACCUCCAAGAUGUAAUUGGAAGAAAGCUGUAGCAGCUUUAUCACUUGUCCACCCACAUUUUGUAAAUAAAUGGGCACUUUAAUAUCUA
Messenger RNA from Eublepharis macularius, 2810 nucleotides. RefSeq names its product cell division cycle 40 (gene CDC40). Gene Ontology annotation, biological process: mRNA splicing, via spliceosome. Gene Ontology annotation, molecular function: protein binding; mRNA binding. The transcript has 15 exons. Gene Ontology annotation, cellular component: catalytic step 2 spliceosome. The record is from RefSeq and is a predicted model, not a curated record. Bases 10 to 1758 code for a protein of 582 amino acids. Lineage: Eukaryota; Metazoa; Chordata; Lepidosauria; Squamata; Eublepharidae.